Molecule: messenger RNA, 1094 nt
Organism: Haliotis rubra (blacklip abalone)
Lineage: Eukaryota; Metazoa; Mollusca; Gastropoda; Lepetellida; Haliotidae
Product: BTB/POZ domain-containing protein 6-like
Exons: 3
Coding region: 171-878 (235 amino acids)
Biological process (GO): neurogenesis
Cellular component (GO): cytosol
Molecular function (GO): protein binding
Source: RefSeq, a predicted model, not a curated record
UUCAGUCACGUGACAGACGGUCAGAGUUCAACAUUGCGCUCAAUACCACAGACCGCCUUGUUUUCAUAUUACUAAUUGCGGCUUUAAACAACGUUCGUUCAGUCGGCUGAGUUGACGUCAGCAAGAUCUUCAAAGGGUGCCAUUCCUUCAGAUAGCAACUGCAAACAUCAAUGGCCUCAAUAGAAGUAAGAGAAGACAACUCUGUGUUCGAUGACAACUGGCAAAGUGGGAAGUCCCUUGCAGAGUGUAACCUCCAUAUGUUGACCUCUGAGGAUUCUUGUGACGUCAGCUUCCGGGUUGGGAAUAAUGAGAGGAUAGUCCGAGCCCACCGAUAUGUUCUGAUGAGUCGGAGUAGUGUGCUCCACGCCAUGUUGUGUGGCCCCCUGGCGGAGAAAGAGGAAAUAAGGAUACCUGAUGUGGAGGAAGAAAUAUUUAAUGGCAUGUUGAGAUUUCUGUAUACAGACACGACAACCCUGACCGCUGAGAAUGUGACAGGUCUGUUGUACCUGGCCAAGAAGUACUCUGUGGGGGGUCUUGAGCGUCUAUGUGUGGCUUACCUGGAAUCGUCCCUGACGGCAGAGAACGCCUGUGUCAUCUUGGAACAAGCCCACGUCUUUGAUGAGGAAACACUGUUUGACAGGGCCUUGAACGUCAUUGUUCAGAAUGGAGAUGUUGCACUAGAGAGCUAUAGCUUCAAAGAUCUGUGUCAAACGUGUUUCCAAAACAUUGUCAGUGCAGUUAGUGGAGAGGAGUAUAUUGUAAAACCGGAAAGAAUGUUUGGUGCUGCCAUCUUGUGGGCUGAGGAAGAAAAUAAAGCGAAGGGAAUUGGAAAGCACUCCAGAAAACAAGCGACAAGUUCUUGGGGAGUCAGUGUAUGACCUUGGCUUCACAGCAAUGGGGAUACAGGAGUUUGCCAAAACGGUUGUUCCAUCUGGAAUAUUGUCAGGAGAUGAAUGUACAAAAUUAUUCUGUUUCUUAUGUAUAUCUGGGACUGACGCAUCACCAUUCAAAGUGAGACCAGCACCUGCAGUCUCUUUGUAUGGAAACAGGAUCCGCACUGAUCUCAGCGAGUUGGAAUCCUACAUCACCAUCAC